GGUCAGACUGGUGGUCAGACCAUCAUCCCUGGUGUCAACGCUGCGGUUCGUCUCCUCUUGUAUCAGCGUCGGGACAAACUUCAGUCUCGUGCAGAAUAAAUGUCCACAUCUGAUGGAAAGACCGUUUGAAAACAGCCUCUGCUUCUACUUCGUUGUUUGCGAAUCAGUGUGUUGACUUUACUUCGGCAGGAUUAUUCCACUCAGUCUCAAACGAGCAGGUCAAUGAAAUACGCUUGAGCUCCUUUGUAAAUGAAAGGAAAUCAGGGAUCUUACCUGGAAAUUUGUCUUCAUCAAGAUGAAACUCAACCAAUCAGAAGAUCAGGCCCCUGAAAACUCGUCCCCUUCAUCUUCUGGGACACCAAACCUGCGGGUUUCCGAAUGAACACAAAAAGAAAAUAUGACGGAAUAACUUUCCAGACUCACUGGCGUGUUACUCGGCCUGGACCGGGUUUUAUCUUUUCACCUGAACCUGAAGCGACAGGCUGACAUGCAUCAGCACAGAGUUGGUUUUAUUUCUAACGCAGGGCUGUUUUCAGUCUGAAGGCUGAUUAAACAGCAGUUAGAGACCCUGCUGACCCCUCCUCAAGCAAAAGAUCCUCUUUCAACCAUUGACAGAUGAUGUUGCGUGUUGUAGUGUGUGUGGUGGUCCUCUCUGGUCUCGUCCACACUGGACCGACUGACCUCUGGUCAUCUAUGCUGAGACUGUCUGACGUCCACCGAUGCUCCAAUAAACCACAGCAGACGCUGGACCCUGAAGUGCACAUGAACAUUACGGAGAUAAUCGAACGCUGGGGUUACCCCGCGGAGGAACACGAGGUGCUGACGGAGGACGGGUACAUCCUGACUGUUAACAGGAUCCCACACGGACUCAGACACACUCCAGGUCCGAAGCCAGUGGUGUUGCUCCAGCAUGGCCUCCUGGCUGCCGGCAGUAACUGGAUCACCAACCUGCCAAACUCCAGUCUGGGAUACGUGCUGGCCGACAACGGAUACGACGUGUGGUUGGGAAACAGCCGAGGAAACACCUGGUCCAGGAAACACCAGACGCUCCGACCAGACCAGGAGGACUUCUGGAGGUUCAGUUAUGAUGAGAUGGCUCUGAAGGAUCUUCCAGCUGUUGUAAACUACAUCCUGAAGGUGACCGGACAGGAACAGAUCUAUUACGUCGGACACUCUCAGGGAACCACUAUAGCAUUCAUAGCGUUCUCCAAGCUGCCCGAACUGGCCAGUAAGAUCAAGAUGUUCUUUGGUCUGGCUCCUGUGGCGACCGUCGCCUUCACCAGCAGCCCCAUGACCAAAAUGUCCUGCCUGCCAGAGUGGUUCAUCUGGGACCUGCUUGGUAGGCGGGACUUUCUGCCUCAGUGUCACAUCAUCGAGUGGUUCGCGGAACACGUGUGUGCGGAGCGGCUUCUCAGUGAGCUGUGUGGAAACAUCUUCUUCGUCCUCUGCGGCUUCGAUGAGAAAAACCUCAACAUGACCCGGACUCCGGUCUACGUCACACACAAUCCUGCUGGGACCUCAGUCCAGAACAUGGUCCACUGGGCCCAGGCCGUUAAAGGAGGGAAACUGAUGGCGUUUGACUUUGGAGCUGCAGGAAACCUGAAGCACUACAACCAGUCCACUCCCCCUGAGUACCGCGUCCAGGACAUGAAGGUUCCCACCGCUCUGUUUUCGGGGGGACAGGAUACGCUGGCGGACCCCAAAGAUGUGGCUAUGCUCCUCCCUCAGGUGUCUAACCUGGUCUUCCAUCGGCACAUUGAACACUGGGAACAUCUGGAUUUUAUCUGGGGCCUGGACGCUAAUGAGCAGAUGUUUCCCUUCAUCCUGAAGCUGCUGCAGGACCACCGUUAGAGGCCGACGCGCCGAGCAGACCGAUGCACCUCAGGGAAACCGGCAGACGAACUCAACACCAACACCUCGUACCCAGCAGCUGCAUCAGACCGUUUCCAUGUUAUUCAUUCAGACGCUGCAGGUUCACUCGCUCCACAUCUGUGCAGCUUGACUUUCCGGGUCAGGAACCAAACGCAUCAUUGGCACUGACGAGACAAAACACGAUGACCACCUGUGCACCACCGCCCCUGCAGCCCUGCGUGUCGAGAAGCUCCGGUGUCUUGGCCCGGGUGUGGUUUAUGAACUGGUGGGUGACGUCUCGACAGGGAAUGAAGACAUAGGUGAACACAGACGUCCUGCACCAAUCAGAGACUGAGGGGAAACUCGGUCUCACAUUUCAGCUUAAAAUGCUUGUAUUGUGAGGUAAUAAGAGCCUCGGAUAAAGGUCAUUUUAUUGUGGAGCAGCAGAUGAAUGAGUGUAACUGUGUGAUGCAGCUGGUGUUUAAUAACUAAUAACGUAACAACUGGUUUCUAACAGACUCUGACGCAGCUGUGACCAGAUCUCAGUGUUUAUCAGCGUCUCUGUUACCGGCUCCAACUCCUCCAUCAGCGGAGGCUGCUGGAUGAACAGACGAUGAACCACAACACAGUAAAACACAUCUGGAAUAAUAUCAAAUAAGUAGAACACUGAACGUUAAUAAACUUGUUCUUAGAUCUGGUCAUAAACUACACGACAGUCCGUUAUAAACCAGUUGUUACGUGUUUAUUUACUGAUCAAAAAUGGGAAAUCUGGGACUAAAAGUAAAGCGUUAACAUAUUGUGAUUUUAUUUUCCCAACAGUUCUGAUGAACUGUUUUCUGUUUUAUUUUUCACCAAAUCGUGUAACCAGCUGGAACAGUGUCACGUGUUUUAUUAUUGUGUGUAAUGAGUCCUAUUCGGUGUGAGCCCUGCGUUUAUCUGCCUGAUAACUCAGAGGUUUUCACAUUUUUAGCUACACUAGCAACAUGGCCAGAAAACACGACAAAGCAUCCCCACGUGGCUCAUGGCUAACGUUAGCACGCUAGCAUCAGAAACAUAGAUUACUUCGACUGGUUUUUCUGGUAUUAGUCCUUUAGUAAAAAUGAAUCAUGUGCCUUGAAUGGUUGUGGGCUAAACUCGAUCGGGUUCAGAUCUCUGACUGUGGCUUUAACAGGAUUUCUUUAACGUUUCAAUCAUUCAUUUUAAACCAAAAUAUAAAUGACAAAGAGUAUGAGUGUGUUUCUGUUUCAUUUCAGUUUUAUUAACAACCGGCUGACAGAGGAAUAAAGGUUUGAUUUUCAACGAA
Messenger RNA from Xiphias gladius (swordfish), 3154 nucleotides. RefSeq names its product lipase, gastric (gene lipf). The transcript has 11 exons. The record is from RefSeq and is a predicted model, not a curated record. Gene Ontology annotation, molecular function: hydrolase activity, acting on ester bonds. Bases 616 to 1851 code for a protein of 411 amino acids. Lineage: Eukaryota; Metazoa; Chordata; Actinopteri; Istiophoriformes; Xiphiidae.